Conger conger (European conger) is the source of this 3164-nucleotide messenger RNA. Its product is annotated as calpain-5-like. Gene Ontology annotation, biological process: proteolysis. Lineage: Eukaryota; Metazoa; Chordata; Actinopteri; Anguilliformes; Congridae. The record is from RefSeq and is a predicted model, not a curated record. Gene Ontology annotation, molecular function: calcium-dependent cysteine-type endopeptidase activity. The transcript is spliced from 13 exons. The coding region runs from base 105 to 2036 and encodes 643 amino acids. Gene Ontology annotation, cellular component: cytoplasm.
CCAAAAAACAGAGAGGUGUCAGUUCAACCUCCUCACAGUCGCGGGAAUAUCUGACUUCAGGAAGGGACUCGGUCUAUCCAGAGGGAAGAAAUUCCUCUUGAACGAUGUUCCGCACGUUUACGCCAUACAAAAACCAGAGAUACUACGACCUGAAGCAGGAAUGCAGACUGGAAAAGAACCUAUUUGAGGACCCAGAGUUCCCUGCGACAGAUAAGUCUCUGUUCUUCCAGAAAUCCCCCCCUGGAAAUGUGGAGUGGAAACGGCCUAAGGAAAUCUGUGACAAUCCUCGCCUCAUCAUAGAGGGCAUCAGCGCCCAUGACCUGAACCAGGGAAUGCUGGGUAACUGCUGGUUUGUGGCAGCCUGCUCCUGCCUGGCCAUAAAAUCAGAGCUGUGGAACAAGGUGAUUCCUGACUGGAAGGAGCAGGAGUGGGAUCCCAUUCAUACGGAAAGCUAUGCGGGAAUCUUCCACUUCCGAUUCUGGAUAUUUGGCGACUGGGUGGAUGUGGUGGUGGACGACCGACUGCCUACCAUCGACGGGAAGCUGAUUUACUGCCACUCCAACAUGCAGAACGAGUUCUGGACCGCCUUGCUGGAGAAAGCCUACGCUAAGCUGUCUAUGUGCUAUGAGUCCUUGGAUGGGGGAAACACAGCAGAUGCUAUGGUGGACUUCACUGGGGGAGUGGCUGAAUCCAUUGACAUGGAAGAGGGGAAGUAUGCCACGAGCAUCGCUGCACGAAUGAAGCUAAUUGAAGACCUGCUCCACGUGUUUGAGAGAGGGGGUAUCAUUAGCUGCGCCAUAAAGGUCUCAAAGUCGGACAGAGAGAUCCACUUGGCUAAUGGUUUGGUGAAAGGACAUGCAUACUCUGUGACAGCAAUCCAGAAGGUGCGGAUGGGUCAGGGCCUGCUGGCCCUUUUGAAUCCAGAGAAGAUUUUCUUGAUCCGCAUGAGGAACCCGUGGGGAAAGACAGAGUGGAAAGGGAUGUGGAGCGAUAGCUCAGAAGAGUGGAAGAGAGUGAGCAACACAGAGAGGACUGCCUUGGGCCUCACCGUAAAGAAUGAUGGCGAGUUUUGGAUGGCAGUUGAAGACUGGUGUAAGAUCUUCACCGACGUGGACGUGUGCCGCCUCAUCAACACCUCCCUCCUGAGCAUUCAGAAGACGUGGCACGAGGCCGUGUUCUUCAGCAGCUGGACCAAACACGCUGAGCCGCGGCACAACCGCAGCGGGGGCUGCGUGAACAACCGGGACACCUUCCUGCAGAACCCACAGUUUGUGUUUGAUAUUACGAAGGAAGAAGAUGAAGUGCUGAUUUCCAUUCAGCAACAGGACAUGAAGAUACACAGACCAGAGGGCCAGGGGAAAAACCUCUACAUCGGCUUCUCCGUUUUCAAGGUGGAACUGAACAGAAUUUACCGGAUACACAAGCUCAUAACGCAAACAAGUGCAGCAACAUCUGCCUACACAAACACACGGACUGUUUUCAUGCGUAAGCUGCUUUCGAAGGGCCGCUACAUCAUCAUCCCCUCCACAUUCGCCCCAGAGGACCUGGGAGAGUUCAUGAUAAGGGUCUUCACAGAUGUGAAUUCCAGCUGCAGGGAGUUAACGCAGGACAAGCCCAAAGUGACCUGCUGGAGUAUCUGUCUGGGAUACCCUCAGCUGGUCUCGCAGAUCUACGUACAUGGAGCCAAUGGGUUGCAGAGUCAGGACAGUGAUGGUGGAGCAAACCCCUACGUGAUUGUAUACUGUGAAGGAAGCUCAGUGCAGUCCACUGUUCAGAAAAAUACCCUGGACCCUCUCUUCGAUUUAAGGGCAAUAUUCUACCGGAAGAGGCCCAGAAAGGCUAUCACUGUUCAGGUGUGGAACAGCUGCACAGUACAGGACCAGUUCCUGGGCGAGGUGGUGCUCCCCGCCACCCUAAAGGACCUGGCCGAGCCCCAGAAGCUGCAGCUUCACAAGAGAGGACAGGGGAUGGAGGAGGAGAUGCCCGGCACCAUCACAUUUAAAGUGGUCACAUCCAGCCAGCUCACCGCGAUGUAAAACGCACAGGGUCAUGCCACCCACCUCCAACAGCCUGGCCACCGUCUACUGGCUUCUGCCUUCAGUCCUUUGGGAAGGAUCGUGGAUUGGGCAGAGGUGUACAAUCCAUGUUCUGAAAGUAAAAGUCCUCCCCAGUAUUUUGUUUCGACCAUGCAUCUGGGUAAUUAGCACAAUUCUUCAACCAGGAGGUACUGGCUAAUUCCAAUCACUUAUUUGUCACCAUCUUUCUCCUUGUUCCUUGCCUGACUUGGAAAUCGAUGGAGGUCUGCCAGCUUUAAGGAAGUCCCAAUCCGUUAAAUGUUCCUUCUAGGAGCUAGACGUCAGGAGCUAGGAGGCUCCCGAAGAUUUCUUGAGCAAGAAAACAUGAGCACCUUCUUUAGCGGAAGCAUUUUGUUUUUCAAAGGGUGAUAUACUAUCAAUGAUCAACCUGAGGAUCCAUCUCUCCCCAUCUGCCAUGCAUCUCCCAUGUCUGUAACUGACAUGGCUUCAAACUGACAUUCCAUACCAAUUUUCUCAAUUCCCUCACCUUUACCCCCCUUUUCUCACUACCUUUCGUGCCUCCCCUGAUGGGUAGAGCUAGGAGCAAGGAAAAGACACUAGGAAAGGAGAAAGGAUGUGAAAAAUAAGUGUUUGGAAGCCCCUUAUUAGCGAAAUCAGCUGGCUGAGUUAAUCUGAGGAAGAAACACAUGGCAGGACUUUUAUUUUCUGACAACUGCAGUUUAUACCUCUGACAUUGGGUCUUUGGUUGACCAUGUGACAAUUCGAUAUUAUAUGUAAUUUAAAUAAUUCUGCCUUCCAAUUGAGAAUAGUCCAGGACUAUUAGACUACUUAGUGCUGUGGAAUCAUGUACUAUGCCUAUAUAAUAGGACAUACUUAUAUGCGGAGUCCACAUUUGCAAUAAUAAUAAUGGACCUAUUUACAGUUGUUUACUGGAAAGAUGCACAUAUAUUAAUAAGAAUAUUUGACAAGACAUAUUUCUUGCAUUCAAGCUACUUUUAAGUGGCAUGUAUACAGUAUAGGCGAUAUGUAAAAGCAGUGCUGACGAUAAAUACUCGAAUGGCAACUUUAUAGCCUUUCAUGAGCGGGGAAUGUGAUUUAUGUAGAAUAAAGGGGUUCACAAGCAUGUCA